AUGGGUCUCAUGAGCGAGAAGUUAGGCACCUUAACCCAACGUUUGGUUCAUCCCACAGCGCCAGUUCUGCUUACCAAAAAUGGCCCACUUGGAGCUCGCGUUCGUGUCACACAGUUCAAUAAAGAAACCGAGACAACAUACCCCAUUGAAAGUCGUUUCGACCCCAAGUCCUCUAAUCAUUCGCUUUACCGAUAUAACCGCGAUGAACUCCAGCUAUCCUGGGGAAACUUCGGAGACCAGCUACUAGAUGGUUCGAUUAGUCUUUCGCCCUAUACCCAAGUCUAUCGAUCGAUUUGCACGUCAGAACCGAUACGGACUUCCAUCAGAGUUUCCUCUGACUUCGUCCUGCUCAGGCAUAGUUCACCAUCUUUCGGGUCGCAACCUGUACGCUCUACCGCUGCCCAUCUGCAUGCAGACAAGACAGGGCCAUGGUGCGCUACUUCGAAAAGUAAUCCAAUGUCAGCCGGCUGCACUUUCAAGCAACCCGACUCUAAGAUAUAA
Molecule: messenger RNA, 501 nt
Organism: Ostertagia ostertagi
Lineage: Eukaryota; Metazoa; Nematoda; Chromadorea; Rhabditida; Trichostrongylidae
Source: the annotation of a GenBank genome assembly